Messenger RNA from Temnothorax curvispinosus, 1899 nucleotides. RefSeq names its product acetylcholine receptor subunit beta-like 2 (gene nAChRbeta2). The record is from RefSeq and is a predicted model, not a curated record. The coding region runs from base 220 to 1818 and encodes 532 amino acids. Gene Ontology annotation, molecular function: acetylcholine-gated monoatomic cation-selective channel activity; transmembrane signaling receptor activity. The transcript has 12 exons. Lineage: Eukaryota; Metazoa; Arthropoda; Insecta; Hymenoptera; Formicidae. Gene Ontology annotation, biological process: chemical synaptic transmission; monoatomic ion transmembrane transport; regulation of membrane potential. Gene Ontology annotation, cellular component: synapse; neuron projection; postsynaptic membrane.
AUCGAUCGUGGACCAGUGGGAUGCUGGCCGCCCCAACGUUUCGCCGAUCGCGCGCCACCGUUCAGCACGCUAAGUGUUUUGUUAUCCUGCCUUCUCGGCUUUUUUUACACCUCUUACCUAAAACUACCGCUAAGAUACAUGUGCCAAAGGGUGAGAGCCUACCGUAGAGAGUGCUCGCGAGUGUCCUACUUUUGCACGCAUUUGUAAACAGCGCCGAAAAUGCGGACAACCGUGCUCACAGUUUUGCUCAAUGUCGUCAGUAUCGUUUACGGAAACAGAGUUGUUUUCGAAGCGAAUCCUGAUACGAAGAGACUCUACGACGAUUUACUGUCCAAUUAUAAUAGAUUGAUACGUCCUGUGAUUAAUAAUACUGAGACUCUAACGGUUUGGCUGGGAUUAAAGCUGUCGCAAUUAAUAGAAAUGAAUCUAAAGAACCAAGUGAUGACGACCAACGUCUGGGUAGAGCAGAAAUGGUUUGACUAUAAAUUACAGUGGGAUCCACAAGAGUAUGGUGGUAUAGAUAUGUUAUACGUGCCUUCCGAGAACAUAUGGCUUCCGGAUAUCGUUCUAUACAACAAUGCAGAUGGAAAUUAUGAAGUAACGUUAAUGACGAAGGCCACUUUGAAAUACACUGGUGAAGUAUUCUGGAAACCACCGGCCAUUUAUAAGUCGUCCUGUGAGAUCAACGUGGAAUAUUUCCCGUUCGAUGAGCAAUCGUGUAUUAUGAAAUUCGGCUCGUGGACUUACAAUGGCGCUCAGGUAGAUCUGAAGCACAUGAAGCAGGAGCCUGGUAGCAAUAUUGUUGCGAUCGGCAUAGACCUCACCGAUUUUUAUCUAUCCGUGGAAUGGGAUAUCCUGGAAGUACCAGCAGCACGCAACGAAGAAUAUUAUCCAUGCUGUGAGGAACCUUAUUCAGAUAUCACAUUCAAUAUUACAAUGAGAAGAAAAACUCUAUUUUAUACUGUUAAUCUUAUCAUCCCCUGCGUUGGCAUCACAUUUUUAACGGUGCUGGUUUUUUAUCUACCCAGUGAUUCCGGUGAAAAAGUAUCAUUAUGCUCUUCCAUCCUUCUCUCAUUGACGGUGUUCUUCUUGCUCUUAGCCGAGAUUAUUCCGCCAACGUCAUUAGCUGUACCUUUGCUUGGAAAAUAUCUGUUGUUCACCAUGAUUUUAGUUACCCUGUCUAUUUGGAUCACCGUCUGCGUCUUAAACGUACACUUCCGAUCUCCUUCCACGCAUAAUAUGUCGCCAUGGGUAAGACAUAUGUUUCUGAAUUGGAUGCCGAGAGUAUUGAUGAUGCGUCGCACGCCGUAUUCUACACCAGAAUACGAUGACGCUUAUAUGGAUAGUGCAUACACAAAUGAAAUAGAUUACAGUGUAAGUGAUUAUCCUUUGGAACUGAAAGGAAGCCCCGACGCGUUCGAAAGUGUUACUUCAACAUAUAAAAGUAUUAGAGAUGACGAUGCACGACACGUACCGCAUGCAUCAGUUACUGACAGCGAAAACAUUAUGCCAAAACAUUUAUCCCCAGAUGUCAUAUCAGCUCUCAAAGGUGUACGUUUCAUUGCUCAACAUAUAAAAGAUGCAGAUAAAGAUAAUGAGGUCAUAGAAGAUUGGAAAUUCGUAGCUAUGGUUUUAGACAGAUUCUUUCUUUGGGUAUUUACAUUUGCGUGCAUCGGUGGCACGCUAAGCAUAAUAUGUCAAGCACCUAGUCUGUACGACACGCGAGAACCUGUGGACGAAAAACAUACUAGUAUAUCAAUACGCAAUUAUAUGUAUCCACCACCGGGACACAAUGGGAGUUUGAUGAAUGAGGAUUAACUAUCAUGGCACGUAUAAAGUAAUUCGCGUGUAAAGAGCAAUGGUGUGUUAUGUCGUACGUACUCCAUUAAACACGUUCGA